Molecule: messenger RNA, 811 nt
Organism: Peromyscus eremicus (cactus mouse)
Lineage: Eukaryota; Metazoa; Chordata; Mammalia; Rodentia; Cricetidae
Gene: Rgs10
Product: regulator of G protein signaling 10
Exons: 5
Coding region: 105-647 (180 amino acids)
Biological process (GO): regulation of G protein-coupled receptor signaling pathway
Molecular function (GO): GTPase activator activity; G-protein alpha-subunit binding
Source: RefSeq, a predicted model, not a curated record
GUUGAGGAGUCUUUUCUCUUUGGACCGGAGGGUGUCAGGGAGCCCUGAGCCUCCUACAAAGCCACUUUGAGAAGGCAGCGUGGAACUUCUAGGUGGACCGGAGCAUGGAACAUAUCCACGACAACGACGCAAGCUCAAGCAGCAGCCAACAAGGCCUCAUGAGCACCGCCAGGUGGGCCACCUCCUUGGAGAAUCUUCUGGAGGAUCCGGAAGGCGUGACAAGAUUUAGGGAAUUUCUGAAAAAGGAAUUCAGUGAAGAAAAUGUCUUGUUUUGGCUAGCAUGCGAAGAUUUCAAGAAGGUGGAGGACAAGAAGCAGAUGCAGGUAAAGGCCAGGGAGAUCUACAUGACCUUCCUAUCCAAUAAGGCCACUUCGCAAGUCAACGUGGAGGGGCAGUCUCGGCUUACUGAACAGAUCCUGGAAGAACCGCACCCUCUGAUGUUCCAGAAGCUCCAGGAACAGAUCUUCAAUCUCAUGAAGUAUGACAGCUACAGCCGCUUCUUGAAGUCCGACUUGUUUCUGAGGCAUGGGCGAACCGAGGAAGAGGAAGAGGAAGAAGAAGAAGAAGAAGGAGAAGAAGAAGAAGAAGAAGAGAUUCCCGACACUCAGACUGCGGCUAAGCGAGCUUCCCGAGUUUACAACACCUGAGCCCUGAGAGCCGAGACUCCCACGGAACAGAGGGAUUAACUCUUGGAACUGUGCAGGGUUGUCAUUGUCUUGUCGUUUGAAUGUUAGAGGACUGAAGUGUGCAAGACCUUCCGCGGGAGGUGUGUGUCCCAUUACCCCUUGCAUGCUUAACAUUCCAUUAAAAA